Aegilops tauschii subsp. strangulata is the source of this 573-nucleotide messenger RNA. RefSeq names its product F-box protein At1g47340-like. Lineage: Eukaryota; Viridiplantae; Streptophyta; Magnoliopsida; Poales; Poaceae. Gene Ontology annotation, molecular function: protein binding. The record is from RefSeq and is a predicted model, not a curated record.
AUGCUGCAGGAAAUCCUGAUGAAGCUGCCGACCAAGGACGUGGCCCGCUCCUGCUGCGUCUCCAGGCAGUGGCGCAGCGCCCUCGGAGACCCCUCCUUCCGCAAGCUCCACGCAGCGAGCCCUGCCGCGCUCUCGGCAGAUCCCGAGUUCUUGCGCUUAUCCGGUGUACCAUGCGGGCUCGGCCAGAGCGUCAAGACCACUGUCCUCAGCUUAUCGUCGGACAAACCCAUGUGCUCCAUCGCCAAGCCCGACGGCUGCGGCCUCCUCUGCUUCGUGGACGAGCGCGAUGCUCAGGCGCCGGCGCUGGUGUGCAACCCCGCCACCGGCGAGAUACUGGCGCUUCCGACGGCCCCUCCGCUCAGCAACAAGGACCAUGCGUAUUUCUUCGCCUUUGGGUUCAGCCCGCCCACCAACGAGUACAAGCUGCUCCGCCUCUCUUUCCCGCUAUGCUCCUACUCCUCCGAAGAGUGGGUGGACGUGGACGUCUACACCUUGGGUGGGUGGCGCAAAGACUCGUUCCUCACACCCUCUCGCCCACUAACCAGAGGAAAUGAUACUUCGACGCCGGAUUGA